UUCUUCUUCUUCACUGUAGCCUAGCUGAAGCUCCUCGAUUCCUUCUCGCCCUAUAAUAAGUUCGAGGAUUUGAGCUUACAGAAGAGAAUAGGAAGAAGAAAAAUGGAAGCAAUAUCCUUCAAGAAUCUUCACAGCAGAGAAUACCAAGGUCACAAGAAAAAGGUGCAUUCGGUGGCUUGGAACUGUCUUGGCACGAAGUUAGCUUCUGGGUCUGUUGAUCAGACGGCUCGUAUUUGGCACAUUGACCCACACAGCCAUGGAAAGGUUAAAGACAUUGAAUUGAAGGGACAUACAGAUAGUGUAGAUCAAUUGUGUUGGGAUCCAAAACACUCCGAUUUAAUUGCAACUGCAUCAGGGGACAAGACUGUUCGUUUGUGGGACGCUCGCAGCGGGAAGUGUUCGCAACAAGCAGAACUUAGUGGUGAGAACAUUAACAUCACUUACAAGACUGAUGGGACUCACAUUGCUGUCGGGAACAGGGAUGAUGAACUAACCAUACUUGAUGUCAGAAAGUUUAAAGCUAUCCACAAGCGCAAAUUCAAUUACGAGGUAAAUGAGAUUGCCUGGAAUAUGGCAGGGAACUUAUUCUUUUUGACUACUGGAAAUGGAACGGUUGAAGUACUAUCCUACCCGUCUCUUCGUGCUGUUGAAACGGUUACAGCUCAUACAGCUGGUUGUUAUUGCAUUGCAAUUGACCCAUUAGGAAGAUAUUUUGCUGUUGGAAGUGCGGAUUCAUUGGUCAGCCUAUGGGAUAUAUCUGAGAUGCUCUGUGUUCGGACAUUCACAAAGCUUGAGUGGCCAGUGAGGACGAUAAGCUUCAACCACACAGGAGAAUAUAUUGCUUCUGCCAGUGAAGACCUAUUUAUUGACAUAUCAAAUGUCCAAACUGGACGAUCGGUCCAUCAAAUUCCAUGUCGAGCUGCCAUGAAUAGCGUUGAGUGGAACCCCAAACAGAACCUGCUUGCAUGCGCUGGGGAUGACAAAAACAAGUACCAGGCUGAUGAAGGUGUUUUCCGGAUAUUUGGCUUUGAUAGUGCGUAGAAUUUGGAAAAUGCGCCACAACCUUGAGACGGAGGAGAAGAGGGUAGUUGGGGGGUUGACUUUGUUAAGUAUUUUGCUCGUUUCUGAUUGAGAUUUUGGUUUAAAUGUACUCGAACUUGUAUCCAUAGACUUUGUCUGAGAUUUAUUGUUUACUGAAAUGGGUGUCUUGAAAAUAAACCAAAUGAGAAAAAUAAAGGAAAUUAUCAAAUGGAAAUGACACUUGGGUUUU
This is a messenger RNA of Impatiens glandulifera, 1270 nucleotides long. Its product is annotated as THO complex subunit 3. The transcript is spliced from 11 exons. Gene Ontology annotation, biological process: mRNA export from nucleus. Gene Ontology annotation, molecular function: protein binding. Lineage: Eukaryota; Viridiplantae; Streptophyta; Magnoliopsida; Ericales; Balsaminaceae. The coding region runs from base 103 to 1041 and encodes 312 amino acids. Gene Ontology annotation, cellular component: THO complex part of transcription export complex. The record is from RefSeq and is a predicted model, not a curated record.